UUGCCUGUAAAACUUUUGAAUGACUUUAUAAAGUAGCCGGAGGAAGCAGCACUUGUUGUACCGGGAAGUACGUGAUGCUGGCAGCGGGGAUGGCUCGGUCGUGCCCGAGCUCUCACACAGGCCUGUGCUGGCUGCUAGUGGUCUCUCUGGCCGUGAUCCUGCUGGAUGCCAGUGCUGCUGAUGUGAAUGCGACCAGAAGCCUGGUGUGGGGGCCGGGGUUGAAUGCUGACAUUGUGCUGCCCGUCAGAUACUUCUACAUCCAGGCAGUGAGCAGCAGCGGGCACAACCUCACCCAUUCCCCAGGUAACAAAACCUUUAAAGUUGUGAUAAAAUCACUCUCUUCCAAAGAAUUCACCAGGAUUCAUGUUCCUGAUCCUCUGGAUAGGAAUGAUGGCUCCUUUCUGAUGAGAUACCGCAUGUAUGGGAGUGCCACUGAAGGGUUAAUUAUUGAAGUUCUUCAUGGAGAUAAACAUGUUGCUAAAUCUCCAUACAUAUUAAAAGGGCCUGUGUAUCAUGAAUACUGUGACUGCCCAGAAGAAGAUCCUCAAAUCUGGCAGGAGACCUUCUCUUGUCCAACGCAAGACAGUCAGAUUUCCAAAGAUUUUGCUCCUUUCUCAAGUAUAGACCUUAACAGAAUGCUGGAGGAAGUGCCUCGUAGAUUUGCAGAGAAGAGAGGAGCCAUUGUUCAUUACACCGUCCUCAAUAACAACAUCCAUCGACGUUCCUUGGGCAAAUACACCGACUUUAAGAUGUUUUCUGAUGAGAUGCUGCUGUCAUUGGCAAGAAAGGUUCGCCUGCCUGAUUUUGAAUUCUACAUCAACGUUGGGGAUUGGCCUGUGGAACAUCGAAAGGCUAAUGAUACCCCAGGGCCUUUACCAAUGAUCUCUUGGUGUGGUUCCACAGACUCUCGAGAUAUCAUCCUUCCCACAUAUGAUGUCACUCAUUCAAGUCUUGAAGCCCUUCGUGGUGUAACGAAUGACCUUCUCUCUAUUCAAGGCCAUACAGGCCCCUCCUGGAUUAACAAAACGGAGCAGGCUUUUUUCAGAGGAAGAGAUAGUAGAGAGGAACGACUGCAACUUGUCCAGAUGUCCAAAAAGUAUCCAGACCUGCUGGAUGCUGGUAUAACCAGCUAUUUCUUCUUCCGAGAGAGAGAAGAGGAAUUGGGGAGAGCUCAGCUCAUUGGUUUCUUUGAUUUCUUUAAAUACAAAUACCAGGUGAAUGUGGAUGGCACAGUGGCAGCCUACAGAUUCCCUUAUCUACUGAUGGGUGACAGUGUAGUGUUGAAGCAAGCCUCCCCUUACUAUGAGCACUUCUACACGGCUCUUAAACCAGGGAAACAUUACAUUCCCGUGAAAAGAAAUCUUGGGGAUUUAAUUGAAAAAAUACAAUGGGCUAAGGAUCAUGAUGAAGAAGCCAAGAAGAUUGCAAGAGAAGGGCAAGCACUUACCAGAGAACUGCUCCAGCCACACAGACUGUAUUGCUACUAUUAUCAUGUUUUUCAGAAAUAUGCUAAACUUCAAUCAAGUAGUCCACAGAUCCGCGACAAGAUGGAACAUGUACCUCAGCCAGAUGACAACUCCUCUAUCUGUAAAUGCCACAGGAAGAAGACUGAAAAAGAAGAACUAUAGCCUUUGGGGACAAGUAUAAAUAUAUAAUUGCCAUUUUAGGAUUUAAAAGUCUGUCAUUUGUUUACACUUUUGAUGAGGUAUUAUUGUUACCAGUGGCAGACGUCACACGCACAGCAUUACUGGUAUUCUGCACAAUUUGCCAUUUUAUAUGACAAUCCUAUAUAUCACAAUUCCUCUAAUUUUCCCUUGUAGGAAUCUCUUGAAACUGCUAAGAUAAAGUAAUCAUGUAUAAGGACAUCUUGCUAAUGUUUUACCUACAAAUGCAGAGAUAAAUCUAAACUUAUUUAGUUUUGGUCAUAUAGAUUUUAAUAACACGUUUUUUUUUUCAGCACACCAAGGCUAUUUUAUAUGGACCCAGAAUCAGAUCAUAUGAGCCAUGUACAGUAUAAAAUAAAAUUAUGUAGCGUGAAAAAUGAAGGUCAGAUGCUGCACAAUGUACAGAUUUUUUAUUUACUACUUUGUAAAAUAGAUUUAUAAUAAAAUUGUUUAAAUAACA
Molecule: messenger RNA, 2124 nt
Organism: Bombina bombina (fire-bellied toad)
Lineage: Eukaryota; Metazoa; Chordata; Amphibia; Anura; Bombinatoridae
Gene: POGLUT3
Product: protein O-glucosyltransferase 3
Exons: 8
Coding region: 75-1628 (517 amino acids)
Cellular component (GO): endomembrane system
Molecular function (GO): glucosyltransferase activity
Source: RefSeq, a predicted model, not a curated record